Kogia breviceps (pygmy sperm whale) is the source of this 1339-nucleotide messenger RNA. NCBI's taxonomy places the organism in Eukaryota, Metazoa, Chordata, Mammalia, Artiodactyla, Physeteridae. The record is from RefSeq and is a predicted model, not a curated record.
AGAAGGCCGCUCGGGCGGCUUCAGCUUAGCUGGUUUCUCCGCGCUGGUGGGCUCGCGGCCGGCGGGCCGGCCCCUCCGCCGCAGCCGCCAUGUCCAUGAAGGGCCGCUUCCCGAUACGCCGCACCCUGCAGUACCUGGGCCAGGGGGACGUAGUGUUCAAGGAGUCGGUGAAGGUCAUGACGGUGAACUACAACACGCACGGGGAGCUGGGCGAGGGCGCCAGGAAAUUUGUGUUUUUCAACAUACCUCAGAUCCAGUACAAGAACCCCUGGGUACAGAUCAUGAUGUUUAAGAACAUGACGCCAACACCCUUCCUGCGGUUCUAUUUAGAUUCUGGGGAGCAAGUCCUUGUGGACGUGGAGACCAAGAGCAAUAAGGAGAUCAUGGAGCACAUCAAAAAGAUUCUGGGCAAGAAUGAGAACCCCAGGAGGGCACACCAUGACCCUGUCCUGGCAGGUCGCUGGACACUAUCUGAAGCAUCUCGUGGAUGGGCCACUUCCACAGCCAGCACCCAGAGCGGUGGGCACCAGGACGCAAACUGCAGGGCCAGCCCAGUCUUGAAACGACUGACAUUUUCCUAAGUAGGGAAAUGAUGAAAUUAUGGCAUCUCCUUAGCCAUGGAAAAUGAUUUAGAAGAAUGUAUACAUGCUCACUGAAUAUUAAGUGAAAAAAAGGUCACAAAACCUUAUUUUCUAUUUUCUGAUUCCAAUUGCACAUACUAAGAAAUUACUGGAAGUAAAUACAUAAAAUGUUAACAGGUAUCCCUGGGAAGUGGUAUUUACAAAGAGCUAAAAAGUUUUCUUUUUGCUUUCUAGAAUGUUCUAAUUUUUUUGUACAGUGAACAUUAUUUUUAAAAGGGGAAGAUAUAUUUGUAUUAUGAAAGCAGUAUUCCAGCACCAUCACCCAUUUGCCCAGCCACGAUGUCUGGCAGGGCUCCCAAAGGUGCCAAGGGGCCAACAGGCUGAAGGGUCUCGGGAAGUCGGCAAAGACCAGUCAGGGAGGACAUCUAGCUGGGCCUUAGACGCCGGCUAAGUUCUUAUCAGCAGAGAUGCAAAGGAUGGGAGAGGAUUUCAGGAGGAACAAACAGCAUGAGAAAAGGCCUAAGGAUGGGACAGACUAAAGCAAUUACUGUAUAAACAGGACACAACCAUUCUAGGGCCUUUUCUUUGGGAACUGAGUGUUUCUGAGUGCUAUGAGAGAGCCCCCCUGCUCUCAUUUCUGGCCCCAAAUCACCUACCUGGCUUGCCCUCUUCUCCCCUAGGGUCCCUGACUAGACCAGUAGUGACUCAGGAUUUUUUCAGAAACAUGUGCUUUCAAAGGCCAGAGAGCUGCCAUCAUC